UGACCCCCCUCUCUCCCCCCUCUCUCCCCCCCGUCCACACCGCUGGGAGCCUCCACAAAUACCUCCGUUACAAAGUGCCAGCGCUGUGCAGCUCAGAGCCAAAGCUACAACCCUCUCUCUCUAUCUAUCUCUCUCUCCCCCUCUAUCCAGCACAGAGUUGGUGCGCUGCUCUGUGAUAUAGUCACUCACAGCCACACUGCACCAAAUAAUCCACUCUGGGAUUCCUCAGCGCUGCCCUGCGUAUUUCAAGAGAGAGAGGGAGAAGGGAGAGAAGAAGGAUUUAAAAAAAAAAACCUCUCUCUACACACGCUCGACAUUCAGCCACAUCUCGACUCACGGCGCUGGGAAUUAGAGCGACUGGCCUGAGCGGCGAGCUCUGAACCGUUCCGCGUUUUCCUGCCUGCCUGCCUUUGACCAGAGCUUCCAGCUCAUCCAGCGCUGCGGACAACACACACAGGCACGCCGGCCGGCCACGACUCGGGCGAUGGAAGCACUGAGGAAGCUUCACUUCACGCCGGCACUGCAUGUAAUCGCCUUCAUACUCAAUCUCUUUCCGGGGGUCGGCGGGGAACAGGAGACUGAGAAUCUCUCGGGUCUUUCCAAUGACCCCAAUAAAGAUAUUUUCGUGGUCCGGGAAAACGGCACGACGUGCCUGAUGGCUGAGUUUGCAGCGAAAUUCAUUGUGUCCUACGAUGCCCGGGCCAGUAACUACGUGGAUCUCAUUACUGAACAAGCUGACAUUUCCAUCCCUCGAAGCGCCGCUGUUAAAGGAAGAUGCGGGCGAAACGAAUCAGAAUUGCAUAUUUCAUGGGCUGACAACGCGUACAGUUUUAGACUCAACUUUGUACAGGAAACGCGCAAUAGAAACGCACGGCAAGACCACUUCUGGAAAGUCAAUGAGGUUCAGUUCGAUUAUGAUAUCUCGGAAUCCGGCCCCUUCAAAGACUCGGUGAACCCUGGGAGACACACGGCCACCUCUCGUCACCUCCAUCUCUUCCACACCCCGCUUGGGAAAUCGUACAAGUGCGAUGCUCAGGAAACCAUCUCUGUCAUCUCCAGCGACCACCAGAAAGUGGUGGCCAUCCUUCUAUCUCAAAUACACAUGCAACCCUUCGGCUUCAAGCGUGACUUCAUAUUCAGUGAAGCCUCCACUUGCGUGGUUGACCAACAGGAGGAGCUGGAGGAGAUCCUGCCGCUGAUACUGGGGCUGACUCUGGGACUGCUCAUCGUGGUGAUCCUCGCCGUCUAUCACAUCCACCAUAAACUCACGGCGGCCACCCAGGCCCAGAUACCCAGGGACAGAUCCGAGUACAAGCACAUGUAGCGGGGUCAUUCCCAGCGCAGUGAGUCGCUGCAAUGUAACGGAAACCAACAAAGAAGCACGUCAGGGGAUAAUAUAUAUAUUUUUUGUUUUGUUUUGUUGAAAUUUGGCGAAACACAUAAUUAAACGCCCCGGGGGCUGUUGCUGUACAUAUUUAGGCGCUUGUUUAGUGAUUAGCACCGCACCAUAACUGGUGCCAAACCAAAAAAUAAAACUCAGCAAUCUCUUCACAGCUCGCAACAAUAACAGAAUGUGAACAAAACCAUUAAACUGCGACAUUAGUAACCUAAUCCUAGUAGCGUUUGGUGAUUAGCGUGGGGUAUGGGAGCUUCUUACCUUUGCUCCAGUUAUAUAGAGACUGGCGCAUUUUGCAAGAUGGGAUCUGACUUACCCCUGUCCCACGUUACGAGUUCAUUUCAAGAGCUCUCCCGAGUUU
This is a messenger RNA of Amblyraja radiata (thorny skate), 1757 nucleotides long. It is a transcript of the gene lamp5, whose product is annotated as lysosome associated membrane protein 5. NCBI's taxonomy places the organism in Eukaryota, Metazoa, Chordata, Chondrichthyes, Rajiformes, Rajidae. The record is from RefSeq and is a predicted model, not a curated record. The coding region runs from base 485 to 1324 and encodes 279 amino acids. Gene Ontology annotation, cellular component: late endosome membrane; lysosomal membrane; plasma membrane. The transcript is spliced from 6 exons. Gene Ontology annotation, biological process: establishment of protein localization to organelle.